AUUUAGAAGAUGGAUGCCGAAGAAUUUAGAAAACGCGGACGGGAAAUGAUUGACUAUGUAGCUGACUAUCUGUCUAAUAUUGAAAGUCGACGACCAAUGCCGGAUGUUGAACCUGGUUACAUGAAGACGCUGAUCCGCGAGGAUGCUCCUGUGGAACCCGACCAAUGGGAAGACGUUAUGAAGGACAUAGAACCAAUCAUUAUGAAAGGAGUUACACAUUGGCACAAUCCAAAUUUCCACGCCUAUUUUCCUACGGCUAACUCUUAUCCUGCUAUAUUGGGAGAUAUUCUCAGUGAUGGUAUUGCCUGUAUUGGAUUUUCAUGGGCAGCCAGCCCAGCUUGUACCGAGCUAGAAGUACACAUGAUGAAUUGGCUAGGAAAGAUGCUGAAUUUACCCAAAGAGUUUCUGUUCAGCCCAGGCGGUCAUGGUGGCGGUGUUAUACAGUCGACGGCGAGUGAAGUAACGUUAACCUGUUUGUUGUCAGCUAGAACCAAAAUUAUUAACCAGUUCAAGAAAAAUAACCCGAGCAUUGAGGAAGGGGAAGUCAUCUCAAAAUUAAUUUGCUACACUUCAUCUGAGGCCCAUUGUUCAGUGGAAAAGGCCGGUUUAAUAGGUGCUGUUAAAAUGAGGAUUUUGGAACCAGACGAGAAAGGCAGUCUAAGGGGAGUAACUCUAGAGAAAGCCAUUAAAGAAGACAAAGCCAAAGGCCUUGUUCCUUUCUUCAUCUGUGCUACUUUAGGUACAACAGGCUGCUGUGCAUUCGAUAAUAUCAAAGAACUUGGUCCUAUCUGUGAAAAAGAAGAUAUCUGGAUGCAUAUUGAUGCUGCUUAUGCUGGAAGUUCUUUUAUCUGUCCAGAAUACAGACCACUGUUAGAUGGCGUCGAGCAUGCCAUGUCAUUUAACUUCAAUCCACAUAAAUGGUUACAAGUUACAUUUGAUUGUUCAACUUUAUAUUUCAGGGUAAAGGAUAGUCGAUUAUUAGCCGGGGCAUUCGUAGUGGAUCCAUUGUAUCUCAAACAUGACACAGAAGGGGAGAUGCCUGACUACAGGCAUUGGCAUAUACCAUUAGGACGUCGAUUUAGAUCAUUAAAGUUAUGGUUUGUAUUGAGGUUAUUCGGUCAGAAGAAAUUACAAGCACAAAUUAUACAGGAUAUCAAACUAGCUAAAGAAUUUGAAAAAUUAGUUUUAGAAGAUAAAAGAUUCGAAAUCUCAUUUGAUGUUAUAAUGGCGCUAGUUUGUUUUAGGUUAAAGGGCACAAACGAAAUCAAUGAAAAACUAUUAAAAUUAAUCAGCGAGGAUGGAAGAAUCCAUAUUGUGCCAUCGAACUUCAAGGAAAAGUAUUACUUACGUUUUGCCGUUUGUGCUACGUCCACUACGUCAGAGCACGUUCAGUUUGCCUGGAAAGUGAUCACAGAAAUGACUGAUAAACUCAAAGUAUAACAAAAAAAAUUCUUAAAAAAAAUUCUUUCUUAGUGGAAAUUGUAGAAUUGUUGUGAGAUAAUGGAUACAUUCGGCAUAAUAUUUGCUUUACAAACUGAUCAAGGACGUAUCACUAUCAUUUUAUAAAUUGAAAAUCUGUAAUAUAGUUCGUCAACAUUUAAAUGAAAAUGAAUCUGCGGAAUUGGAGACAAUUCAACAAUCUCCCAUUCAGACAUUAACAUUGACUUCAUAAUAUCAAUAAUUCAUUGGGGGUCACGGAUAUUUAGCUAGACGUAAAACACGUCACUUCCGUCGAUAUUUGCUUAAGCAUAGGCGAAAGACGUGUAUGAUUUUCCUUCUGAAUAUGGAUAUGGUUGUUCGCUAAUAAUUUGGAAAAUCCCUUAUAAUGACUAGGCAAAUGCUUGGAAUAAAUGAUAAUACCCUUUG
Messenger RNA from Lottia gigantea (owl limpet), 1866 nucleotides. RefSeq lists its product as hypothetical. The transcript has 13 exons. NCBI's taxonomy places the organism in Eukaryota, Metazoa, Mollusca, Gastropoda, Lottiidae. Gene Ontology annotation, molecular function: aromatic-L-amino-acid decarboxylase activity; pyridoxal phosphate binding. The coding region runs from base 10 to 1440 and encodes 476 amino acids. Gene Ontology annotation, biological process: catecholamine metabolic process; serotonin biosynthetic process; amino acid metabolic process. The record is from RefSeq and is a predicted model, not a curated record.